AUGUCUCAAAAGCAAUCCACGAUGGUUGGAGCAAUGACUGACGCGCCCGCUCCUCGCAAGAGAGGCCGGCCACGAGUGACGGACAAUCAGCAAUGUCCCGAGAGACGCCGAAAGCAACUUCGCGUCGCGCAGCAAUCAUAUCGCAAGAGAAAAGAUACCACGAUCGUCAAUCUGCAAUCUCGUGUCCAGAAACUCGAGUCGGGCAUCGAAGAGCUCAGCGAGUCGUUCCUUUCCUUUAGUGAUCUUCUGUUGGAGGCUGGGAUUCUCCAAAAUCAGCCUCGUGUCACAGCUGCUCUGCAAAAAAUCACACAGCAAUGCGUCUCGCUUGCCAAAAGUGGCUGCGACGAGGCCGAACAGGCACCGGCAGCCCCGGCGGAUGUAUCACAAUCAAUAUCUCCCACGCUCCGCGAUACACAAGAUUUCAUCUCAAAUCACAAUCCGCCUAUAACGCAGCUUGAUUCAUGGCCAAUAAUCGGUGACGCUUUCCAGUCCUCGUCGGAGGCUGGACUGUCACAGCUACCCUCCAAGCCACCCUUCCAAGAACAAGCAAUUCUACCCUUCGGCAUAGUCUCGUCGUCUCCGAAUAUCCCCUUCUCCACCUUGAAUUUCCCGACCAUAGUAUCGCCCGACAGCCUCUUAACGCAAGGGCGCUGGACGCUCUCGCACCGUCUGGUCCGACAAUGCUGCGAGACUGGUUACUAUCUAUUAACAAGAUCAUCUGCAGACGAUCCAAGAGUCAAAGCAGUCUUCGGAAAACGAUUGACCAUCGACGAGCGCGACCGCUUCAUCUUCGGGUUCUUCGCCAACAUGCACGACGAGAUGGGAGACACGGUCGAGUUGAGUACAAAAGUUCUCAGUUCAAGGAGGAGCAGCUACUCUCCUGAACAACUCACCGUUUCCUCUCGAACGUGGCAAAUGGUCCAGGAAUCGGGUGCUGAUGAGUGGAUGGAUGCGAGUGGUGUGCAAAGGCUGCUACAGCUGCGAGGGAUUCGUAUUCAGGACCCGAGCUGCCCCCAGGUUAAUUCGGCUCCGCAGCUCAACGCCGUGAGCUUCACUAAAUAUCUUUCCCUCAGCCCUAUCUGUCUCGGUCGCGGACCAGCGUUCCGAAAGCGCGAUGUUGAGAAAGCCAUUCGCCUUGCAACUCUUGAUGGAUGA
This is a messenger RNA of Aspergillus versicolor CBS 583.65, 1155 nucleotides long. Its product is annotated as bZIP transcription factor. The record is from RefSeq and is a predicted model, not a curated record. Gene Ontology annotation, biological process: regulation of DNA-templated transcription. Gene Ontology annotation, molecular function: DNA-binding transcription factor activity. The transcript is spliced from 3 exons. The coding region runs from base 1 to 1155 and encodes 384 amino acids. NCBI's taxonomy places the organism in Eukaryota, Fungi, Ascomycota, Eurotiomycetes, Eurotiales, Aspergillaceae.